AUGAAUAACAUCGUAGAUUAUUCUGUUGUAUAUACUGAAGAAUAUAAGAAGAGUGUGUACAUACCAAGUGAAGACACUUUCUUCUUUGUUGACACUUUACACAAGGAUUUUCACAAUAUUUCAACACUCAAUCCAGUUUUAAUACUAGAAUUAGGUUGUGGAAGUGGUUAUAUUUCAACUUAUAUCCUAAACCUAUUUCUAACAGAUGUAAAUAAGCCAGGGCAUAUUAUUCCCAUGUGUAUAUCAACUGAUAUAAAUCCUCUGGCUUGUUUGAGUACAUCUCAAAUGAUUAUGUCAAAUAAAGUAAAUAAUUACUCGGAGUGUAUUUGUAUGGACCUCUUCAACAACCUCACAAACUUCAAAUUUGACAUUAUCCUCUUCAAUCCACCUUAUGUUGUUGGAGAUUUGGAGGGUAGCAUUGACAUGAUUGACAGGGCCUGGAAUGGCGGAAUUAACGGCUCAGAAACCAUUGUCAAGUUUAUUAACUCCGUAUCGGGGUAUAUAUCUGCUGGAGGAUAUGUGUAUUUGUUGUUGGAAAAGAGAAAUAAAAUAAAUGAAAUUCUAAAAUUAAUCGAGGAAAAAAAUUUCAACUGUAGAAUUCUAGAGACAAGGAAGGUUCUUGGCGAGGAACUAUCAAUUAUUAAGUUUUCUAAAUCACCAAUUUAAUCCUCAAAAUUGGUAAAAAUUUUAACAUCAAAAUUUAAUAUUAUACAGUA
Messenger RNA from Theileria parva strain Muguga, 716 nucleotides. RefSeq names its product putative methylase (gene MTQ2). Lineage: Eukaryota; Apicomplexa; Aconoidasida; Piroplasmida; Theileriidae. Gene Ontology annotation, molecular function: nucleic acid binding; protein methyltransferase activity; S-adenosylmethionine-dependent methyltransferase activity. Gene Ontology annotation, cellular component: eRF1 methyltransferase complex. Gene Ontology annotation, biological process: methylation. The coding region runs from base 1 to 666 and encodes 221 amino acids. The transcript is spliced from 7 exons. The record is from RefSeq and is a predicted model, not a curated record.